This is a messenger RNA of Trichomycterus rosablanca, 1625 nucleotides long. RefSeq names its product RAB27A, member RAS oncogene family (gene rab27a). Gene Ontology annotation, cellular component: Golgi apparatus; secretory granule; exocytic vesicle. Gene Ontology annotation, molecular function: GTPase activity; GTP binding. The transcript is spliced from 6 exons. NCBI's taxonomy places the organism in Eukaryota, Metazoa, Chordata, Actinopteri, Siluriformes, Trichomycteridae. Gene Ontology annotation, biological process: positive regulation of exocytosis; exocytosis. The coding region runs from base 61 to 729 and encodes 222 amino acids. The record is from RefSeq and is a predicted model, not a curated record.
UAAACUCCUAAGUGAAGUGAAGCGCAGGUUCAUCCGCCUGGUUCAGCAGCUGAUCUCACUAUGUCUGAUGGGGACUACGAUUACCUCAUCAAGUUCCUAGCCCUGGGCGACUCCGGGGUGGGAAAGAGCAGCUUCCUGUACCAGUACACCGACGGCAAGUUCAACUCCAAAUUCAUCACCACAGUGGGCAUCGACUUCAGAGAAAAGCGUGUGGUGUACAAGUCUACUGGUCCUGAUGGUUCUGCUGGGAGGGGGCAGAGGAUUCACAUUCAGCUCUGGGACACAGCCGGUCAGGAGAGGUUCAGAAGUUUAACCACAGCGUUCUUCAGAGACGCCAUGGGCUUCCUGCUGCUGUUCGACCUGACCAACGAGCAGAGCUUCCUCAACGUCCGCAACUGGAUAAGUCAGCUGCAGAUGCAUGCCUACUGCGAGAACCCGGACAUCGUCCUGUGUGGGAACAAGUGUGACCUGGAUGACGAGCGAGUGGUUAAAGAGGAGGAGGCGCGAGAGCUGGCUGCUAAAUACGGCAUCCCGUACUUUGAGACGAGCGCGGCCAACGGUGAGAACGUGUCCCGGACCAUCGAGGUUCUGCUGGACCUGAUCAUGAAGCGGAUGGAGAGGUGCGUGGAUCGAUCGUGGAUCCCUGAUGGCGCCAUGCGCUCCAACGGGCACAGUGGCAGCCAGCUGGAGGAGCCGCCCACGGAGGAGAAGAGCAAGUGUGCCUGCUGAGGGCCAAACGGUGCCAACGUGCCAUGUGGUUCUGUUAGUCCGGUUCUGUCUCUAUCACUGCGUUUAAGAUUAGCAAAUCCACCUGCCGCAGGGCCACGCCAUUCUCACCGUGAACACCCGCUUUCUACCUCCCUCACUGUACAGCCAGCUAGUGGCCAAACGGUGCCAGCGUGCCAUGUGUCUCAUUCAGACCAGCUGUGUUUCACCUAGUGCACUUAACAGUAGAUAUAAACAGGAGCGAGUGCGCCAUCUAAUGGCCAAAUGGUACAAGUACACACAUAUUUUAAAAAACUUAUUUUCUUUUUGAGAUUUGACCAAAAUUAGAUUUUUAAAACUCUAUCUCACUCGUUGAUAAGUACUGAUAAUGUGCCCUGGUGUGUACCAGUUUAUAUUGUGACUAUUCUUGUACGUGUGCCAGACCAAACAGAGGGGCCAUAAUGCGCUACAGUCAGUACUAUUCCGCAGUAUAAAUAAAUAAUAAUGCAUGGCCACGACUAAGUAAGCAUAAGAAUGAUAUAUCCAGGUUUGAGGUAUAUCUUCGAGGCCUGGCUUAUAUAAAUCUGAGAUUACAUUUCCAAAGCAAUAAAAAUGUGCAAUUGUGAUGAAUACAAUCUAAGCAAUUGAGGCUUAAGGGCCUUGCUCAAGGGCCCAACAGUAGCAACGUUGUGGAUGUGGGGCUUGAACCAGCUACCGUCCAGUACCUUCACCACUGAGAUAGCUCAGAUUUAUGUUAGCUGUGGCCGAAGUAGAAGGGUCGUGUUGCCACACCCUUCCUUAUUAAGUCAUGGUCAUGCAUUAUUUGCAUCUGUAAUGUUUAAUACACCUACCGGUUCAUAUAUUGUACAGUUCUCAUGCUGUAACAUAGUAGAAAAUGUUAAACAUGUAGUAUCAUUAUG